Lethenteron reissneri (Far Eastern brook lamprey) is the source of this 6889-nucleotide messenger RNA. Its product is annotated as synaptotagmin-like protein 4. Lineage: Eukaryota; Metazoa; Chordata; Hyperoartia; Petromyzontiformes; Petromyzontidae. Gene Ontology annotation, molecular function: neurexin family protein binding; small GTPase binding. The record is from RefSeq and is a predicted model, not a curated record. Gene Ontology annotation, cellular component: exocytic vesicle; plasma membrane. Gene Ontology annotation, biological process: exocytosis; intracellular protein transport.
ACACACACACACAGGCACACACACAGGAACACACACACAGGCACCCACACACCCACACAGACACACACAGGAACACACACACACACAGACACACACACACAGGAACACACCCACACAGGCACACCCCCCACACGCAGCGUUGACGUCAGUAGGUGGGUCCCAACCCAUCAGGAGUCAGCGUUGAAGGUGUCGCCCCGAAGUUUCUCACUCGGCCACGACCCACCACGGACCACCACAUCCACCACGACCCACCACCACCCCUCGCACUGGCAGUGGGAGGCAGCACGCCGAGCACAGAGUGACGGGGCAGCGGCGACGCAGGGGUGGACAACUUCUCGACCGGUUUCGCCCGCGUUGGGGCUCAUCAGUGAGCUCGGAGUCUUCCCCCCAAUGCGCUCCCUUCGUGGAAUCUGAGGCUGAAGAGCCUUCGCCUGGAGGGACUGGCCCAAGUGAAUGAUGAAAACGAUGAAAAUGUCACAUUGCGCUCUUGAGCGGCAGAUAAAUCUGUCGAGCGGCGACCGCGCUUUGAAUCAAUAAGACGACGACGACUACGACUCAAACGUCGGCAGCGGUGGUGGCGGUGUUCUUAAAGGCAAGAAGCGCUGGUUUAAGAACCCCUCGUCGGCAGAUGAUAGUUGAACCGAGCGGGUGCUCGACACAAGCCGACGGCGCCUGGUGGGUGAAGACCUCUGGGGUUUGGCAAUGGUGCACAGCAAGUAGGACAGAGACCUUCGGCCCGGGUUUAGACACUUGGUGGUGGGGUGAGUGGGGGCGUGGGGGAUUGAGGGAGAGGAGUCAGGGACGGACAGAGACGAGAUAGACAGACGAGACAACAGAGAGAGAGCUGAGACAGGUAGAGACAGAGAGAAGAGACACACGGAGACAGAGAGACAGAGAGAGACAGAGAGAGACACACGGAGACAGAGAGACAGAGAGAGAGAGGAGAGACAGAGAGAAGAGACACACGGAGACAGAGAGACAGAGAGAGAUAGACAGAUAGAGACAGAGAGAAGAGACACACGGAGACAGAGAGAGACCGAGAGAGAGAGAGAGGAGGUGGGAGACUGUGCGUUGUCUCGUGGAGAGCAGUGUGGUGCGGUUCGUUGGGAGGCACAGCGGGAGGUGGUGGAGUGAGGUAGGGAAGGAAGAGAAGGAGGUAGAGGAGGAGGAGGAAGAGGAGGAAGAGGAGGAGGAUGGAGCUGGAGUUGGGGUUCUUGUCGGAGGCCGAACGCAAGGCCAUCCUGGAGGUGCUCAAGAGGGAUGAGGAGUUGCGGCAGAUGGACGACACGAGGCUCAAGCGGCUGCAGAAGGACCUGCGGCAGCUGAAGCGCCGGGGAGUGAAGAAGUCGUCGAGGGGGCGGACGUGCGCCCGCUGCCAGCGGGGCCUGGGCCUGCUGAUGAACAGCGGCGAGCCGUGCGCCGCGUGCCGCCACGUCGUGUGCAACGACUGCCGCGUCAAGGCGGGCGGCGGCAACAAGGCCUGGAAGUGCACCGUGUGCCACAAGGAGGCGCUGUACAAGGUGGAGACCGGGGAGUGGUUUUUGGAGGAGAAGGCCAAGCGGUUCGGCGGCAAAGUGGAGCCCGCCACCGACAUCAUCCGAGUGUCCAUGAAGAGGCGGCCAGGGAGCAAGCGGGACGUGGCCCCCGAGCCCUCCAAGAAGAUCAGAGACCAGGUGGAUAGCGGAACCUCGCCGUCGAAGCUCACCAGAAUCCCAGAGGAGCCCGGAUUUCGAGACGAGGAGUUCAGCGACUCGGUGAGCAACGCGAGCGUCGACUCGCGCCCCGAGUGCUCCCGGCAGGCGUCCCGGGCGUCGCGUACCAGCGGGCGCACCGAGCCGGGCCGCCGGGCCCCGCCGGAGAGCGGCCGCCCCUCGCCGGUGCCCAGCUACGUCUCCUCGGCGCGCUCCGACGCCGGCGCCGGCGACGAGACGGCCGCCCGGACGGGGCAGCCGCGGGGGCAGCCGCGGGAAGCCGGCGGGGGGCGGACGACGCCGGCGGCGGCCGCCGGGAAGGCCGGGACGGCCGGCAACGCGCAGCGGCCUCGGUCGCGGGAUUCCGGCGCCGUGUCGCCGGCGUUCAGCAAGCGCAGCGGAGUGUCGAGCCACGGUGUCAAGUUGAGCAAGUCGGCCAAUGAUGAGGAGGAGGGGGAGGAGGGAGAGGAGGGGGAGUGGCGGGACGACGACGACCAGCGGCAGAACGAAGGGGGCGACGAGGUGGACGAAGGGGGCGAGGAGCAGAGGGGUGAGCAGGAGGAGGAGGGGGAGGAGGGGGGUGAGGAGGUGGAGGGGAGGAGGAGGGUGGACAAGAUGUUCAGCAAGUGCUCCAAGAAGUCGAUGGAGUCCGGCGGGUGGACGUCCGAGAUCGACCUCCGCUCCAACGCGGGGGGGAGGGGAGGGGCCUCCAGCAGCAGCAGCAUGGGGAGUCGCUGCGUCUCGGUGCCGGCCGUCAACAUGCGCCGGGGAGUGGACGAGGAGGACGAGGAGGAGGACAUUGACGGCAUCGUCACCUCGCAUCGCGGCAGCGCCAGCGGCACCAUGCGCUCCACCGUGAGCAUGAUGAGCCUGAUGAGCACGUACAGCGAGGUGGACUUUGGCGCCGGCGUGGAGGUGAAGGGCGACGUGCUGCUCUCGCUGCAGUACGAGUACCGCACCGGCACGCUCAACGUCAACGUGCGCAAGUGCCGCAGCCUCGCCUACGGCAACGCCAAGAAGCAGAGCUCCAACCCGUACGUCAAGGUGUACCUGCUGCCGGACAAGUCCAAGCAGAGCAAGCGCAAGACCACAACGCAGAAGAACACGGUCAACCCGGUGUACAACGAGACGCUCAAGUACACCAUCUCGCAGUCGCAGCUGUCGACGCGCACGCUGCAGCUCGCUGUGUGGCACCACGACACGUUCGGGCGGAACGCCUUCCUGGGAGAGACGGAGAUCAACAUGGACACGUGGAACCUGGACAACACGGACGAGCAGUGGCUGCCCCUGCAACGCAAGUCCCAUGCCCAGGCGGGUGGCAUUCCCCAGUACAAGGGCGAGCUCACGGUGUCUCUCAAGUACGUGCCUGCCCAUCUCGUCCCCGAGGAGAAGCCAGUCGCUGAGAGCCGCUUGAAGAGGACCCUGCGCAGGAAGCAGGCGAGCGCGCAGGCGGCGGGCGGAGAGAUCCACGUGCUGGUGAAGGAGGCGCGCAACCUGUGCCCCCUGAAGCCGGGCGGCACCGUCAACUCCUUCGUCAAGGCCUCCCUGCUGCCCGUGGACCCCAAGGGCACGCGGCAGAAGACUGCGGUGGCGAAGCAGAAGGUGAGCCCCGUGUGGGGCGAGACGCUGGUGCUGCGGGGGGUGGCGCCGCACGAGCUGGCCCAGCGGGCGCUGGAGCUCACCGUGUGGGACAAGGAGAACAUCGCCAGCAAGCACUUCCUGGGCGGCGUGCGCCUGGGCAUGGGCACCUCCGGCGAGUACGCGGGGACUCCCGUGGACUGGAUGGACUCGCAGGGGGAGGAGGUGGCCGUCUGGGAGGACAUGUGCAGCAACCACGAGGCGGGCGACCACCAGGCCUGGGCAGAGGCCUGCCUGCUGCUGCGCCCAGACAUGGCCAAGCACUGAGACCCCCCCCCACCACACACCUACAACCCCCCACCACCCCGUCCCCCCCCACCUCCCCCCCCCCACCUCCGCCCCCACCUCCACCCCCACCUCUUCCCACACCGGCGUUCACCGUCUCCGGCCGGCUCGACGUGCCACAACCGUGCCGCGUGUCUGCCAAACCGGCGGUGGCUCAGCAGCUGCUGCUGCUGCAGCUGCUGCUGCGGCUGCUGCUGGUGCUGCUGCUACUGCUGCUGCAGGUGCUGCUACAGCUGCUACAGCUGCUGCAGCUGCUGCUGCUGUGGCUGCUGGCCCACGUGGCCAGCCGAGCUAAUCGGAGGUGCCGGGGGGGGAAGGACAAGAAACUAAACACAACAAGCAGCAGUUGUAAAUAAAUGAGUUUUCCAAGAGCAGUUCUUAAAAGAAAUGAGUUUUGACUCGGCCCAUCAUCCAUCCCUCUCUACAGGGGGGGGGGCGAUAAAAUAGGGUACCACUUUGUGGAACCGCGGGCCUGGUGGCUCUGGUAGUGGUUUGGGGAGGGUGAGUGGGGGGUUGACUCGGCAGGCCCCAUCAUCCCUCCCUCCGCGGUCGAUAAAAUAGCUACCACUUUGUGGGGGGGGGGGGGUCGAUGGCAGUCGUGCGCUGUGGAUGUACUCCCCCCCCCCCCGCCAUAGGAAUGUGGAAUUUCCACCACCAGUUCUGCAGGAGCCACGUACACAGGCGAAGCGUCGUCUGACCUCUUGAUAAGGAAGCGAAACAUUUGCCGAGCAAACUUGUUUUUGCGCGGAAGUUUUUACGGCGUAUAUUUUCCCCAUUCCUUUUAUUUACAUUCUCCGUUCGAAAGAUGCUUUUUAACAAACCCCCCAAAAAACGAGGCCACCCAAAUUUAUCGUUCGGUGCCGAUGCCGGAAAUAUUUUCUCUUCGGUUUGUUUUAAAUUGUAGGGGCGAUGAAGCCGCUGCGACGAAUGAUUGUUUUUUUAAAGUUGCGCGCACGGGCGAUGCGGGCGAUGCGGGCGAUGCGGGCGAUGCGCACACACACGUAAGCCUCCUCGUGUCAAUCCACUGCUGGAUGACGGGAGGUCUCCGUCACGCCGCGUCGGCCGUGGCCGCACUUCCAGCGCGCCGGCGGCGGGGACGCGGGCGGCGUGGCAGUCAACAGAUUCGGGUCGCCUCUCGUGACGCGAGGAGCUGCCUGGGCCACGGGAGGGGAUCCCGCGUGAGAGAGAGAGAGAGGGAGAGGCACCGCACGAGGGGUUCAGGAGGCCGGAGGAGUCCGACGCUUCUCGCUCGGGGACCCUAUGGGGCGCCACGCUGGCGGGGAGAUGUUGACUGCCUCGCCUGGUAUGCGGGAGGUCGUGGGUUCGAUCCCGAGCCUGACGCCUGCUGCUGCUGUAUAUUUGGAGUUUGCGUCUCUCUCUCUUUCUCUCUCUGCCCGUGGAUUUUUUUCUCCGGGUCCUCCGGUUUUUCCCUCCACUGCGUUUGGAGUAUUUGGCUGCUUUCAAUUUCAGAUUUGAAGCUUUCGUGACUGCAAGGAUUCAUAUUCUUAGGUUUUUUCGGUAAAGUCACGUAGGUAAAAAAUUAAAAUUAAUAAAAGUAAAAUAAAAUAAAAAUCACGACGUUUCGGAGGCAACACAAGCUUCCGUCUUCAGGUGGAACCGUCACAGCACGAUAGCUGUAUCAAGUGAGAGAAAUAUAUAUACAUGGACUGUUUUCUUGGAAUUUCUCUCACUUGACACAGCUAUCGUGCUGUGACGGUUCCACCUGACGACGGAAGCUUGUGUUGCCUCCGAAACGUCGUUUUAUUUUUUUAUUUUACUUUUAUUAAUUUAAAUUUUUUACCUACGUGACUUUACCGAAAAAAACCUCAGAAUAUGCUUUCAAUUUCCACGCGACGAUUGUCGAGCCACUUGGUGGAGCUGCCAUCUGUGGCCAGUUCACUUCUGAAUGAGAGCUACAACGCUCAGUGGGAGGCCUUAACCUGUCAAAAUAAAAGAGUUCAUAGCCGUGUCGAUGAUGAAUCGAUUAAUCGAUAACGACGAACAAUCGACCCGUACGCCCGCAGCGAGCGAUGUGGAAAUCGCGCGUCUUGAACGUUGAUUCCCGGGCCGGUUAUUUCCGAUCCGCUGCCGCUGAUUCACGACGGCGAUGACCGGCGGCGAUGUGCGCCCAGUGGCGGAGCGACGACAUCGACUCGGUGUGUGUCAAGUUGGGGCACCCAACAUCGCGAUUUGUCUCGCACGGCCCGACCCAGGCGGUUCAUACACCGCGCGACCUCCUCCUGCCCCGCAUCGUCGUUACGCUCGCGGUUCUCGGCACUUGCCCCAGCAGUCUGUUGAGGCUACACCGGGGGGCAGGGGGAUCUUUGUCUUGUUUGUGUGUUGGUGCAGGGGGCGGUACAGGUGGUGGUGAGUCUGCCAUUGACCUGCGGGUCGAAUAACUCGAAGCAGCGAAGGGCAUCGCUGCCUUCAGUUAGUCGUCCUUUCCCCCGGCACCUCCGAUUAGCGCGGUCGUCAACGUACGGUGCGGAAUAUCACAAGAUGCACAGUCUCGGUUUAAAGCUUUCGUGACUGCAGGGAUUCAUCUUCUUGGUUCUUUCGGUAAAGUCACGUAGAAGGGAAGUAAUAAAAUAAUGAAAAUAAAACAUAAUUUUCGAUUUAAAUCUUUCGUGACUGCAGGGAUUCAUCUUCUUGGUUCUUUCAGUAAAGUCACGUAGAAUGGAAUUUCUUUUGUCAAGGCGCUCUUCCCCCCUCCAUCCCAGCUUAAAUAGUCGCUCCAAGCCUGGGGGUGUGUCAUUCAGACUCUGUCUACUCGACAGACCUGCUCACCACCUGAGGACGGCUGCUUGCGUUGUGCCCGAAACGUCGUGAUAAUUAUUUUAUCAUGUUUUAUUUUUAUUAUUUUAUUACUUCCCUUCUACGUGACUUUACCGAAAGAACCAAGAAGAUGAAGCACAGUGUCCCGUAGACAUCGGUUCAACAUCCGUGCGUGAUUUGUGCCCGCUGAAAACCUCCACUCUGUACAAAUGAAAGUUGUACCACUGAGUGUCUUCGACCAUCAACUUUUGCACCGUGUGGACUUUGUCCGACGUUUUAUUUAAAGCCUCUCUCGUUCGCUCUGCCCCAUCUUCUCUGGGACAUUGACGCCGCCAAACUGACCGACGGAAUGAAAAUGGUUUACGCACUCCGCCGUCGGCUUUUAAACACGACUGUUGUUUGUUAGCAUCCACGCGUUACAUAUGUGGGUUAUCGUUUAGAUGUUUAUAUAUAUAUACGUGUGUAUACUGUGUAUCUAAAUAAAGAUUAACUGACACUUA